Molecule: messenger RNA, 2965 nt
Organism: Lottia gigantea (owl limpet)
Lineage: Eukaryota; Metazoa; Mollusca; Gastropoda; Lottiidae
Exons: 4
Coding region: 1-330 (109 amino acids)
Biological process (GO): regulation of focal adhesion assembly; positive regulation of stress fiber assembly
Cellular component (GO): stress fiber
Molecular function (GO): myosin II head/neck binding
Source: RefSeq, a predicted model, not a curated record
AUGCCCCCUACAUCUUCUACAGGAUACGGAGGUUAUAAUUCCCCUCGUAAUGGUGCUAAUCUACCCCCAUCCACCAGUGUUCCGUCUCCCAUCAACCAGGGACCAGUCAGUGGUAAACAAUUGUGUUCAGCCUGCCAUCAAGAAUUAGGUUUUGGAGCUGCAAUGAUAAUCGAGAAACUCGGUCUAUAUUACCACAUGCCAUGUUUCAAAUGUUGCGUCUGUCGAAUGACCUUGGGAAAUGGAGUGGAAGGAGCAGACGUGAGAAUCCGUGUCAAUAAAUUACACUGUCCUAAUUGUUACAGCAAUGAUGAAGGUACACAACACGGGUGAAGAAGGCGAUGUCAUGUGACAGUCAUGUGACAGGAAGCUACAGCUGGAUUAAAGUUCAGUAAAGUUUGAUGAUGACUAAACACUGGAAUUCAUCAUAAUAUACCAUAAUCAACCAGAAAUAUAACAAUACCAAAUAUAGACAUGAACUAGUAUGCAUGUAUGAAUGGAAAGUGCUUACUAUAUUAAUAUAUUCUAAACUGUUAUGAAUGGUAUGACUAAAACUUGUAAUGAACCUAAAUCAACAAAAUUUAAAUUGGCUUCAGAUAACAGAGAUAUUUAACUGCUUCAAGAUUGCCAUUACAAUUGCAUAAUAAUAUAUUAUUUUGUGCACAGAAUGUUAUUCAAUGUAGGCAAAAUUUGUUUGGAUUAAUUUCAAAAUGACACAAUGUUGCAAGUUUUUGACAAGUCUUUGUAAUUUGUCUGUGUUCAAAAAGUGUUUAUUAUGUUAACAGUAAUUAGCAAUAUCCAUAGUAAAAAGUGUAUAGCUUAUAGGCCCUCUAGUAUUUGUAUGUUCUUCAUUCUAUAGUAGAUUACUAUCUUAUUUGCCGAAUGUUUGAUUAAAUUAUUGCUAUAGAUAAUGUUUAUUCAUAAAUUACAUUGAUUAAACCCAUAAAAAGUGGGAAGUCUAUUGGCUACCCAUUGUGUAUUUGUGACUUUACCAAAAUUGCACCAAAAAGAGGCAGGUGUUAAUCUUAAACUUAAUAUUAAUUAAUGCAUUUAAUGAUACAAUUACACAGAAUUUUUCAAAAAAUAAAUUCUAAAACAGAAGACCAAACUAUUCUGAUUUUCAGAAAUUAUACGAGGGAAUAAUUUGAAUUAUAUUUAUCAAAAAUGUUUUGACAGUCAAUUCAAAAUUAAUCAUGUUUUUGUAGAAAAAGUGAUGAAUUUGGACAUUAAAAAUGAAAAAAUUUAGGUGUCAAAUAUAUAGUGCUAAUAUUAAUUUAUUGACAAAAUAGAAAAUAUUGUGAAAAAGACUUAAUUUUUGUCUCAAGUUAUUUCGUUUUUUGUUUGUUUUUGUUUACAUUUCUGUUCAUUUGCUUUUGUUUUCAUUUUGUUUUGUUUUGUUUGUUUUUUUCACCAGUGUUAGAUAUUUUUUUGCAUUUUGUAGCUUGUUGAAACACAUGGGUAUGCUUUGUGCUGAUCUGAAAUGUUGCUGUUGUUUUUGAGAGCCUGAUUUUCUCACCUCAACUAGAACAAUAUGAAUAUAGGCAUUGAUAUUUGAAAAUAAAAUGCCUCUUUUGUUAGUUACUCUUCUAUCCUGAGAAAAUUCCCUCAUUUCCCAUUGCAUGGCGUCGCCUGUUUAUAUUAGUCUAAUUAGGAGCUUUCGUUUAAUUUUGUCACAGUUUCUAAAACUGUUGUUACAGUCAUCCUGGCACUUGAAAUUGGAAGAGGCAUUUAAGGAAUUUAAGAAAACUGAUGGUCCUUCACCAGCUAUCCGCCCUGUGUUUAAUAAUGUUAUACUACGAUUUGAUUGUAUAUUAAAAACUAUUUGUAGCUUGCUUCAUUUCAAACAUCCCAUGUCAUUAUGAAACCUCUAUUUUUCUUGUAUGUGAUAAAGGAUAUCCAUUGAUAAAUAACAAGUGAACCAAACAAUCUGAAACUGGAAGAAAAAGGUGUCUACUUUUUGGUGCGAGCCUCAGUAACUUUACUUAAGAUGAUUUAAGUGUUCCAGUCAUCUGAUUAGUUAAUCAGUUUUAAGCUGAGUUUUAUUAUCCAAUCAGAUCACUGUAUUUCUAAUAAUCUGACAGCGUAUUCUCCAACGAUCUUAGCGGUAGGGUUUCCCAAGGUAUUAACUUCUAACAUUAUUUCUAGGAUAUCCUAGUGUUUACUAAGAUCGUUUCCAGAAUACGUGGCUUGGAUAUUUUUUUUUUAUCUUACUAAAGUUUUGGAGAUUAAGGCCCAUGAGUUGUCUUCAAGGAAUCUGUAAAAAAAAUACAAACCUCAUCAUAGACUAAAUAAAGACUAGAGAAAUUGUAAAUAUGAAAAUGAUAUAUUGUAUAUUGACAUAGUUUAUUGUACGAAUGAAAUUCCUAUUUUUAUAUACACCAAGCAAUUUAUUUUGUAGAAUAUAAUUCCAUAUUAUCACUUAAUAUUAAAACGAAAUGUUAAUUUGCAUUUCUUCUUCAUUUUAUAUGACUAAAGUGACAGAAAUCCACUAAAAGUUACAGAUAAAAAAAUUGUUGCGUAACUGUGGAAUUGAACAUAGAAAAAUAUCAAAAUUAGUCUUAACCUUUAAUAAUUGGGGAACAAGAAAAAUAGGGUCACACUGGAAUCGAAGUAUUCAAAACUGAAAUGCCACUGGACAGUGCUCAGUCUGUCCUCAGUGAAUUUAUAUAAACAUGAAGAUAUUAUACUCUUCGCACAUUCAAGUUCAUGUUAUCUUGAUGAAACUAAUUUUGAACACAAACACAAUCCUUGUUUCUCCAGGAACCAUAGAUUUACAAACUUGUCCAACUGGAAAAUGGAGCCAUUCAUCGGCGGAAACGAUUCGAUGUCCUAUUGUUUAACAUGUAAGGGAAGAGUGGCGGUAUUAUUUUUUGGGCACGUUCAAAUUCAUGUAUUCCAAACUGACUGGUUCUUCAGAUGCAUCAUUAGCAUCAAUUUUUAUUGAAUCUGAAUUGUUUCCAAGUAAAGU